Messenger RNA from Lagopus leucura (white-tailed ptarmigan), 806 nucleotides. RefSeq names its product neuroglobin (gene NGB). The record is from RefSeq and is a predicted model, not a curated record. NCBI's taxonomy places the organism in Eukaryota, Metazoa, Chordata, Aves, Galliformes, Phasianidae. The coding region runs from base 1 to 483 and encodes 160 amino acids. Gene Ontology annotation, molecular function: oxygen binding; heme binding. The transcript has 4 exons.
AUGGAGAGCGGGAUGCUGUCUCGCACGCAGCAGGAGCUGAUCCGGGAGAGCUGGCGGCGGGUGAGCGGCAGCCCGGUGCAGAACGGCGUCGUCCUCUUCUCCAGGUUGUUCGAUCUGGACCCUGACCUGUUGCCCCUUUUCCAGUACAACUGCAAGCAGUUUGCCAGCCCCCAGGAGUGCCUGGCUGCUCCCGAGUUCCUGGAUCACAUCCGAAAGGUGAUGCUGGUGAUUGAUGCAGCUGUCAGCCACCUAGACGACUUGCCCUGUCUGGAAGAAUACCUCUGCAACCUCGGCAAGAAGCAUCAAGCAGUUGGUGUGAAGGUUGAGUCCUUUUCGACAGUUGGUGAGUCCUUGCUGUACAUGUUGGAGAAGUGCUUAGGUGCUGCCUUCAGCCCGGAUGCGAGGGAGGCCUGGAUCAAACUCUACAGUGCGGUGGUGAAAGCCAUGCAGCGUGGCUGGGAGGUCCUCCCAGAGGGGGACUAGCCCUAGGCCUGGCCCUCUACAGGACGAGCACUCACCCCUCUGCCUCUCUCCACCUGUCUGUCUCUAUGCACCAGCCCACCUCCUCCAGCCACAUGUGCUGGGUUCUCUUCGUGAUCUCACCUUGCUUUGACGCUGCCAUGUCCCUGCUUUUCCUGGUGGCCACAGGGUAUCUCUCUGUAGCCCAGAGUGUCCAGCACAGCACCACUUCCCAGUGCCAGGUUCCUGUGUGCCAGCACCUGUAGCUGUGCUUUGGCCUUCUGCUGGCUCUCUACCCUCUUGUUGCUGCCCAUCCCCAUAAGAUAGCUGCUGGUGAGAGCCUCUCA